CCUAUAUAUCCUGUUCAAUUUCAUGAGUUUUUUCUUUAACACCCUUGAAUCCUUCACCACUUUGCUUUCUCAAUCCAAAUUAAUUAGCUAAUUGCAAACACUAUUUCUAAUCAGAUAUUCACUUAUAAAUCCAAGAAGAAAGAUGAAAAUAUACGUGAAAAAUGGGAGUUUAAUUAUUUUCGUGGUGGCUUUGAUGGAGUUUUUUGGAAAUAUAGAGGGUGCAACAGUGACAUGCGAACCUAAAUAUGGGUUCUUACCAUGCACAAACGAAACAUGGGGAGCACUUUUCCUAUAUAUGGUUUAUCAAUACUUGAUGGCUCUUGGUCAGAAGUAUGUUUCUGAAGGAUCCGAUAAGUUCUUUGGUCUUAUCGGGCCGGGUAUAUUUGGUGCAAGUUUGUUUCAUAUUCUUGCAAACUUCCCUACCCUUUUCCUCGUCCUUCAGUCAACGUUAUCAAGUGAAGACGGAGGUGCUUCAGCAACUACUUCUAGCAUGAACACGCUAACAGGAUCGAUGGUCAUGAGUCUAACGAUAAUUUGGCCAUCAGUCAUCACUUUCGGAAGUUAUGAUCUUUCAGAUGAUGAUGACGAUUCCAUCUCAUCAGAAGAAGACGAACCAUCAUUCUUCAAAAAAUUGACAGCAUAUGGAGUUACAACUGAUAAUGAAACAAGCUACACAGCAAGAAUCAUGCUUGUGUCAGCAAUCCCUUUUAUCCUUCUCCAACUCCCAACAAUCAUCAAUUCGACAUCAAUAACCCGAGUGAUAAUUCUACUCACUCUCCUCCUUGUGUUGUCUAUGUACAUUACUUACAUUACGUAUCAGAUGUUCCAACCAUGGAUAGAGAACAGGAGAUCCGAGUAUGUGACACAAAAAUUUGUCAAGGACAAAUUACAGACGUUACUCUCUACAAACGGGAAGCCAAACGUGCGGCUUAUUAGAGAGAUUUAUAAGGGACUUGAUGAAAAUCAAGAUGGGAAAGUAUCGAAGGUUGAAUUGAAAACUUUCCUUCUAGGAAUAAAAUUGCAAACAAACGAUGCAACAAAAGAUGAUCUUGUAGAAAUUAUUAUGGAUCGGUUUGAUAUCUCUGGCGACCAAUCUAUUGAAGAAAAUGAGUUUGUUAGAAUUCUAAUCAAAUGGCUCCGGGAAGCAAGGAAAUCGGUCUCUCAAAACGAUUAUAACCCUCUUAGCUUCUUCGCAACCGAACCUAGUGAGGAUGCUGAUGAAGAACAUCAAAAGGCUUUGCUACCUAAGGAAAUAAUCUCUAGGGCUGAAACUUCGAUAUUGGAGUUUUUACAGGCUUUGAGUCUAAUACUCUUUGGGACUGUUUUGUCGGGUCUUGUUUCAUCACCACUUAUAUCGAAUGUUAUGACUUUUGCUAAUCAUGCGAAUGUCCCUUCCUUUCUCAUCCCAUAUUGUGUAGUACCAUGUGCCACAAACAUAUCACGUAUCUUAUCAACGAUUCGCUCUGCAACCCAAAAGACUGAACGAGCCUCAUCUUUAACGUUUUCUCAAAUCUAUUCAGGAGUCGCCAUGAGUAGUAUGAGUAGUUUGACGACAUUCUUAUUAAUUGUGUACAUAAAAGAUCUUUCAUGGGAUGUAUCAGCUCAGCUUUUGGUUGUGAUGAUAAUUUGUGUAGGGAUGUCAGUUUUGACAAGUACAAGAAAAGUUUACCCACUUUGGACUGGUUACGUGAUCUAUCUAAUGUACCCUAUAUCACUACUAAUGUUGUACAUGCUUACUGUUGUUUGGGUCUAGUCAUAGGCUAGUUUAAUCUUAUAUACACUACCAUUCGAUUUUUUUUUUUUUUAAUUUUACGUGUCAUUGAAUAUCAAGG
Lactuca saligna is the source of this 1832-nucleotide messenger RNA. NCBI's taxonomy places the organism in Eukaryota, Viridiplantae, Streptophyta, Magnoliopsida, Asterales, Asteraceae. The record is from the annotation of a GenBank genome assembly.